AUGUGUCCUGAGUCGAGACUGCGGCCUGAGGGAGCCCCGGCUGGCUUCUAUCUACACGUUCCAGAGAAGGAGGAGCCCACACUCAGCAGCUCUGUACCAUCUGGGGGGGACAGGCCUCGGGACAGGAGCCGCUCCUCAGACAUGUCCCGGGAUGACGACUCUGUGCUGCGAGAUGGGAGCGUGGAUUCUUCAGAGGCCUCAGAUGACAUGCCCAGGAAUGCUCCGGGGAACAUGCGCCCAAACUGGGGUGGUCCUAACAACAGCAACAGCCCCAAUGGAAGCCCACGCAUGACCAGCUUCGCAGCACGUCGAGACAGCAGCCGGAAGAGACAGCCUGCGGCACCGGGGGAGGAGGCCAGCUCAUCCCCCAGCACGGCCACUGCACAGGGGCCUGAUGCGCAGGCUCUGGGUGCGCGGCUCGAGGAGAAGCGCAGGAGCAUUGACGCCCAGAAGAGGCGGAUAGAAGCCAUUUUCGCCAAACACCGGCAAAGGCUGGGCAAGAGCGCCUUCCUCCAGCUCCAGAGGGAGCAGGGGGAGGGGGGGGACACUGCAGCAGGGGAUGCAAAAGAGCAACUCAGCCUAGAUGAGCGCCUCACACAGGUGGAGGAGCAGCUGCAGCGUGAUGAGGAAAAAGAGCGGAAGGAGCAGGUCAGUGCACCACCUCCACGGCUGGAGAAGCAGGUGACCUUUUCCCUGGACAACAAGGAGCGCGAGGGGGUGGCCGGCAGCCCUGGGCCAGGAGUCCAGCAGUACACUGAGGUGGUGCAGAAACUAAGUGAAGCUCUGGAGUGUCUUCAGAAGGACAUGCAGAAGCUCACACAACAGCAACAGCAGCUCUUAAGCGGACAGCGACACAAACUCUCCCCUAAAAUCAAACCGAUGCCCGUCACCCCCGUCACCCCUCCUCAAACCCCUUCCAAGACGCCUGCGCGCAGCAGGGCCUUGCUCAUCCCUGUGUCUGGCCAAUACGCUUCCACCAAAAUUACUCUUCUGUCGUCUUCCUGCCCAACCCCACGCACCAGGGCGGUCCCGCGCAGCCCCAAGACGACCUCCCGAACGCCAACCCGCAAGCGUCCCUCUGAUCUGGCCUUUCCCCCCCUCUCCCGAGUCCUCACCCCGCCCCAGAGCGUGGAUUCGCUGCCACACCUGAGGAGAGUGUCCCCCAGCAAGUGCCAAGUCCAGACCUCGUCCUCCUUCCGCAUUGGGGGUCCGCGGACGCUCACUCAGACACCCCCCCCAGUAGCCGCACAGAGUGAAGAGAGCACCUCAGACACGGGCUCCAGCGAGACACCCACCCAGUUCAGUUUGGAGCUGGAGGACAGGGACUCCGGCCUAGUGCAAGACAGCCCAGCGCAGGACCUCCCGAGGCCAGUGGAGAGCAGUCCCUCGGAGUGUUCCCUGCAGAGUGACACACUGUCCCUGUCAGCCUUCAGCACAGGAGGCGACGGGCGCCCGGUAGGGGACACGUGCAGCCUCAUGGCCUCGCUGUCGUCCCUAGGGCCUGCUGAGUUGGAGGGGGGAGUGGAGGAGGGGGCCAGUGAUGAGCAAACAGAGUUCUCCUCAGACUCCAUGAGCGACCUCACAGAUGUAACCAGAACCCGAGAAAGCAGCGUCUCAGCCAGCGAAGUGACUGUGCAGGAGCCCACCCCCAUGCUGCCCAGUGACCCAAGACCCCGACCCACCGAGGACAGCCAGCAGGCAGCUCCACAAAACCAGUGCGGUGCAGACGGACACCCACAGAGUGACACCUUCACAGCAGAUGGGCCCCCACAGAGCGACGCCUCUAGCAGUGACAGGCGUGAGGAGCCGCGAGGAGCCAUUGGCCUCUUCUACAUGGACGGGGCACACAGAGAGGAGGACAUGGCCCAGCGCCGAGCCGCACUGCUGGAACGACAGCAGAAGAGAAGUGAGGAGCUGCGGAGGAGGAGGCAGUGGAAUGAGCAAGAGACAGAUACAAGAUCCCCCGCUGGUCUCCCUUCUGCCUCCUCUACCCCACCAGCCACCCCAUCCCGGCGCGGAGACUUCACCCGAGGGGAGUACGCCUGCCGGCAUCAGCUCCGCAUCAUGGACGACCUGGACAAGGUAAUCAAGCAGAAGCCUGCCACCGGAGCACGAGGGAAGAGGACUCGAGCCCGGCCCCGCAGUGUGACCCGAGAGAGCACCCAUCUGUCCCUCAGCCCCGCCAAGAGCACCUCAGCAGGCCCAAGGCUGACCAAAGUCUACUCCCACUCAUCUCUGAACCUGCCCUCGACUGCUGACAGUGAGAACAGCAACAGUGAGGCCAAAAAACCCCAAAGCCGGUCCUCCUCCCCAUGCGCACAGGGCGCAGACACUGAGACGGGCUCCAGCAGCGGUCCAUCAUUGGCCCCUGACUACACAGGUCCAAAGCUGUUUAAGGAGCCCAGUUUCAAGUCCAAUAAAUUCAUCAUUCACAAUGCUCUGGCGCGCUGCUGUCUGGCUGGGAGGGUCAACGAGAGCCAGAAGAACAAGAUUGUAGAGGAGAUGGAGAAGAGUGAGGCUCACCACUUCCUCAUCCUGUUCCGGGAUGCUAGCUGCCAGUUCCGUGGCGUGUACACGCUGAGUCCAGAUGCCCAGGAGCUGGUGCGACUCACUGGGGUGGGUCCACGGGCAGUCCCACGCAGCCACAUCCAGUCCAUCUACAAAUACAGCUCAGACCGUAAACAGUUCUGCCCCAUCCCCUCCAAAACACUGGGUAUGAGCGUGGACGCCUUCACCAUCCCGGCAGCGCUGUGGCAUGGGGGCGGGGGCGUGGCUAACCGGAGGGCCAGCAUCACUAAGAAGAGCCCCGCCAAGUGA
Molecule: messenger RNA, 2817 nt
Organism: Knipowitschia caucasica
Lineage: Eukaryota; Metazoa; Chordata; Actinopteri; Gobiiformes; Gobiidae
Source: the annotation of a GenBank genome assembly